UUCGAAUAUCAACAUGGCGCAGCACGACUCGGUCCAGACGCUGUGCUAUGUGGUCCUCAUCAGCAUCAUCGCCGCGUCCAACUUUGUCCUGAUCCCCGUGAACGUCCAGCUGAUCUUGUCGGCCACGUCCAUCGUGUACAUUGGCGCCACGCUGUCCCUCAAACUCAAGCACAAGCGCGAAGCCGCGGGUGAAAAGAACGAAGACGCAAUGACCAAAGAGGACGCGUACAUGUUUCCCGUGAUCGGAUCGGCGAUGCUCCUGGGGUUGUACCUGGCCUUCAAGUUCUUCGACAAGGAGGUCGUGAACCUCCUCCUCACGACGUACUUUGCCCUCAUUGGCACGUACAGUUUGACGGACGCGUUCUCGCCCAUCGUGCGCCAGGUCGCGUUUUCCGAAAACGAAUCCCACUUCGUCCGCAAGUUUACGCUUCCGUACUUUGGCUUGAAGACGUUGGACUUGACGGCGUCGUGGGUCGUCACGGGCGUGCUCGCGGCCAUCUUUGCCGCCGCGUGGUUCCAAACCAAGCAUUUUGUCCUCAACAACAUCUUCGCCACAUCGUUGGCGAUCAAGGGCAUUGAAUCCCUGAGCUUGGGAUCGUACAAGGUCGGCGCCAUCUUGCUGGUCGGGCUCUUCUUUUACGACAUCUUUUGGGUCUUCGGCACCGACGUCAUGGUCACGGUUGCGACCAAGUUUGACGGCCCCAUCAAGCUCUUGUUUCCCCGCGUGUUUGCCACGGCCACCGAAAAGGCCAAGUUUUCUCUCUUGGGUCUCGGCGAUAUUGUCAUUCCCGGCAUCUUUGUAGCGCUGUUGCUCCGCUUUGAUGCGUUCCGCGCCGGGGUCACCCACGACGACCAGCCAUUUGCCCGACCCUACUUCCAUGUGAACGUGUUGUUUUACGUGCUGGCGCUGGUGGCGACUGUGAUUGUGAUGGUGUUCUUCAACCACGCCCAGCCGGCGUUGUUGUACCUAGUGCCCGGUUGCUUGGGAUCGUCGUUGAUCCAAGGAUUGGUUCGAGGGGAGUUGAAGGAGUUGCUCGCGUACAGCGAAGAAGACGAAGAAGACAAGAAGGUGGACGACAAGAAGGUCGAGGACAAGAAGGUCGAGGACAAGAAGUCCAAAUAAACGAGUGACUCUCGCUGCAUACGUUCAUAUAAUAUCCGUCGCACUAUAACGUCGCCUUGUGUUAAGGCGUUCCAUCGUACAGAUGUCACAUUCGC
Aphanomyces astaci is the source of this 1218-nucleotide messenger RNA. RefSeq lists its product as hypothetical. The transcript has a single exon. Gene Ontology annotation, molecular function: aspartic endopeptidase activity, intramembrane cleaving. Bases 14 to 1123 code for a protein of 369 amino acids. The record is from RefSeq and is a predicted model, not a curated record. Gene Ontology annotation, biological process: membrane protein proteolysis. Lineage: Eukaryota; Oomycota; Saprolegniomycetes; Saprolegniales; Verrucalvaceae. Gene Ontology annotation, cellular component: membrane; lumenal side of endoplasmic reticulum membrane; cytoplasmic side of endoplasmic reticulum membrane.